Lathyrus sativus (Indian pea) is the source of this 315-nucleotide messenger RNA. NCBI's taxonomy places the organism in Eukaryota, Viridiplantae, Streptophyta, Magnoliopsida, Fabales, Fabaceae. The record is from the annotation of a GenBank genome assembly.
AUGGCUAAGUGGUGUAUGUUUUUGUUGGUUCUUGCUCUUGUUGUUGUAGCUGCAACAAGCGCGAGAGACGUACCAAGUGAUGCUGGUCUCAAGGACCAGAAGAACUUUAUGACAUAUGGUGGUGGUUUUUAUGGAUUAGGAAACAACGGAUUACCUUUUGGUGGAAUUGGAGCUGGUAUAGGUGGUGAUUUAGGUGGUGGCGGUGGACUUGGUGGUGCUGGUGGCUUAGGUGGUUUAGGAGGACUUGGAACUGGUAUUGGGGGUGGUGUUGGAACUGGUGUUGGUGGUGGAAGUGGUGUUCUUCCUUCCCCUUAA